AGUACAGCCAGAGAUCUUAACCACUAUGUCAGAAAAUUAGAAAUGGUCUUUUAUCUGCUUAGACAAAAAGGACUAACACCUGUCAGCUUGGUAGUGCAGGAGGAGACAGGAUAACCAUGAAAGCAAAGACAAGAAUUCCAUUCAAUUUAAUGAUGACUUAUUGAAGACCGCGGGGUGCACCGGGCCACACUCUGCCUCUUGAGGAGAGGUUUCCCGCGGGGAGCAGAGUCUCUGGACUGCAGCUUGGAGUACGGAGUUGGAGAGCUCCUGCUCCUGGCUCUCAUCUCCAUCCUAUUCCCACCCCGGGUCGGCCACGUUCCAGUCUUCCCGAGGGAGAAAGCAGGACGCCGAGGCAGCGGGAGAAGCUGGCGAACUGCGGAAGGGCUGGGAGGAGGCGAAAGUUCUUACAGAGCGUCUUACCAGCGGUGACAGCUCCGGAGUCUGCGCACGCGCAGAGGCUCUAGAGCGCCCAGCGCAGGCGAGCCGGAUCGACGCCUGCACGACCAGCAGCCAGAGGGGGCGCUACUGCGCCCGGAAGGUUGGAGAACAGAGCUGUGGACUGAAAUCAAGAGGGGCUUCCGCGCAAGCUCAGAUUCCCGGGACCUCAAGACCGGGUGGAGGAGCUGAAGGAGUACUUCUUUUAAGGGAAGCUUGGGCCGGAGUCCUCGCGCUGAGUCUUCUGUCCCUGGUUAUGUUGGACCGGCGAUGCUCCCUCUCUGUGGCUGGAUGGAGCAAGUCUACUGAUACAGGAGCCCAUCAGUGGCCUGGGCUGCAGUCCCAGCUGCCCUCUAGGACCACUGAGUUAGGUUCCAAGAGUGAGCGGACUUACUGAAAUUCUCGAACUGAAGUUGGAGGCUCAGCCCAGCACGGACCCCAGGCUCCCCUGGCCACUCUGGCUCCACGUCCAUGAGCCCAUCAGCAGCCUUGUCCACAGGGAAGCCAAUGGACAGCCACCCCAGUUACACCGACACACCAGUGAGUGCCCCACGGACCCUGAGUGCGGUGGGGACCCCCCUCAAUGCCCUGGGCUCUCCAUACCGGGUCAUCACUUCUACUAUGGGCCCACCUUCAGGAACGCUGGCAGCCCCUCCAGGAAUCAAUCUGGUUGCCCCACCCAGCUCUCAGCUAAAUGUGGUCAACAGUGUCAGCAUUUCAGAGGACAUCAAACCCUUACCCGGGCUUCCUGGCAUUGGAAACAUGAACUACCCGUCCACCAGCCCUGGAUCUCUGGUUAAACACAUCUGUGCCAUCUGUGGGGACAGAUCCUCAGGAAAGCACUAUGGUGUGUACAGUUGUGAAGGCUGCAAAGGGUUCUUCAAGAGAACCAUAAGGAAGGACCUCAUCUACACCUGUCGGGAUAAUAAAGACUGCCUCAUUGACAAGCGCCAGCGCAACCGCUGCCAGUACUGUCGCUAUCAGAAGUGCCUUGUCAUGGGCAUGAAGAGGGAAGCUGUGCAAGAAGAAAGGCAGAGAAGCCGGGAGAGGGCUGAGAGUGAGGCCGAAUGUGCCAGUAGUGGCCAUGAAGAUAUGCCUGUGGAGAGGAUUCUGGAAGCUGAACUUGCUGUUGAACCAAAGACGGAAUCCUAUGGUGACAUGAACAUGGAGAAUUCGACGAAUGACCCUGUCACCAACAUAUGCCACGCUGCUGAUAAGCAGCUCUUUACUCUCGUUGAAUGGGCCAAGCGUAUUCCCCACUUCUCUGACCUCACCUUGGAGGACCAGGUCAUUCUGCUCCGGGCAGGGUGGAAUGAAUUGCUGAUCGCCUCCUUUUCCCACCGAUCGGUUUCUGUGCAGGACGGCAUCCUCCUGGCCACGGGUUUACACGUCCACCGGAGCAGUGCCCACAGUGCUGGGGUUGGCUCCAUCUUUGACAGAGUCCUGACUGAGCUGGUCUCCAAAAUGAAAGACAUGCAGAUGGAUAAGUCGGAGCUGGGGUGCCUGCGAGCCAUCGUGCUAUUUAACCCAGAUGCCAAGGGUCUGUCCAACCCCUCAGAGGUAGAGACUCUGCGAGAGAAGGUUUAUGCCACCCUCGAGGCCUACACCAAGCAGAAGUAUCCAGAACAACCGGGCAGGUUUGCCAAGCUGCUGCUGCGCCUCCCAGCCCUGCGCUCCAUCGGCUUGAAGUGCCUGGAGCACCUUUUCUUCUUCAAGCUCAUCGGGGACACGCCCAUUGACACCUUCCUCAUGGAGAUGUUGGAGACCCCGCUGCAGAUCACCUGAGCCCCACCAGCCACAGCCUCCCCACAGAGGACCAGCCUGGGCAGGUGUGUGUGGACCCCCAUCCUGCACACGUUCCUCCACCUCCCACCCUGACCCCUUCCCAUUCCCCAAACGUGAUGCUUAUAAUAAAGAAAUCUUUCUACAUACACGA
Sus scrofa (pig) is the source of this 2371-nucleotide messenger RNA. RefSeq names its product retinoid X receptor gamma (gene RXRG). Gene Ontology annotation, biological process: regulation of DNA-templated transcription. NCBI's taxonomy places the organism in Eukaryota, Metazoa, Chordata, Mammalia, Artiodactyla, Suidae. Gene Ontology annotation, molecular function: sequence-specific DNA binding; zinc ion binding; nuclear steroid receptor activity. Gene Ontology annotation, cellular component: nucleus. The record is from RefSeq and is a predicted model, not a curated record.